AAAUACCCUGCCAUAAAUCUGAAGGCCAUCGUCCUGGUGCACUGGCUGCUCACAGUAUGGGGCUGCAUGGGGGGGCUCCCCGGCUCCUUCGCCUGGGGGAACUUCACCGUGUUGGCCGUGGGCGUCUGGGCCAUCGCGCAGAGGGACUCCGUGGAUGCCGUGCUCAUGUUCCUGAUGGGGAUGGUCGUGACGGUGUUGACCGACAUCGUCCACUUCGGGAUCUUCUACCCGACGCUCGACCUGCCGAAUGAAAACCGGUUCCGCUUCAGCGCCGGAAUGGCCAUCCUGAGCCUGCUGCUCAAACCGGCGUCCUGCUUCUUCGCGUACCAGAUGUACCGCGAGCGCGGAGGAGAUUACAACGUCCACUUCGGGUUCCCCUCCGUGUCCCGAAACAGAGAAGCCUACCAGUCCAUCGACCAGCAGGACGAGUCCACAGGCCCGGCGAACCCCUUCAACCAGGCCCAGGACAGCAAGCCAGCGGCCCGCACGUACUGAGAGGCCCGGCCCGCUGUUUUUCCUCUCGCCUCCUAUGCAGCAGCAUCUACCCCCCCCAAAGGAUUCCACAUGCGUCCCCGUGUUCUCCUGCAGUCGCUGUGUACUGCAGAUUGCACUGACAGCAGAAUUAAUAUUUCACGUUGUGCCAAAUCAUUAGCUGUGUUGGUAGUUUUAGGAUGGAAUCUGGCCUCGUUAAACCCGUUUGCUGAUGAUGUGUGCUGAACGGAUGCAGAGGAAACGCUGCUCCACGUCUCAGCUUCUUUAGUAGAGACGUGUUGAUUGGAGCAGUUGUGUCUUUACUUUCGUUUUUUUUUUUACAAAUGUGGUUUGAUUCUCUCUUCUGCGUUACAUGUAUAGUUGUUAUAUCCACUGCCUCUUUGCUUUAAUCACAUGACUGACAUGAAUGCUCAGUGUCGUGCCUUUCGUAUGCCGUGAUAUUUGAGAGCCUGAGACGUUGUGAGCAGAUUGAAGUUCGAGGUCCUUCUGGUCGUGGCGGCAUUGAGUCGCAUCCCAAAUGCUGGAUGAAGACGAUCACGUCGGAUAUUUCCAGGGGAGCGGCGCGCUAACGCCCCGCUCGUCGGGCCGCGUGCAGCGGUUCGGGUGUGGAGACACAGCAGGGUGGACUCCGCCGACUGGUUGCAUCACUUGGGUUCGUCAGUUGGACGUCUUCAGUUUCGUGACACGCUCCGACCCCCCCGGAGACCCGAUCACCACUCUGAGAACCAGUCUACGUCUUAAGAGACGCCUCACGUGAUUACACGAUAACACACGAACCUCUUCUGUCUCUUUAAAACCAUAUGAUGUCCUCACAAAGGCAGCGGCAAUUGUGUCUGGAAUUCCCUUCCUAAUAAAGUUUUAUAUUUAAAAGCAAUUCCGAAGCGUCAUGGAAGAGAGAGCGAAAUGUCGCAACUCACUGGGUUUUUUUUUUUCUUUCUUGGAAAGUGUAAAUAUAUCAAACAUGAUAUUUUUGGGCCGUUUCAGCUGUGGUCUUGAAAAUAAAGAACUAUGCAGAGCA
This is a messenger RNA of Gasterosteus aculeatus aculeatus (three-spined stickleback), 1510 nucleotides long. It is a transcript of the gene agtrap, whose product is annotated as angiotensin II receptor-associated protein. Gene Ontology annotation, biological process: regulation of blood pressure; angiotensin-activated signaling pathway. NCBI's taxonomy places the organism in Eukaryota, Metazoa, Chordata, Actinopteri, Perciformes, Gasterosteidae. The record is from RefSeq and is a predicted model, not a curated record. Gene Ontology annotation, cellular component: plasma membrane.